Messenger RNA from Trichoderma harzianum CBS 226.95, 882 nucleotides. RefSeq lists its product as hypothetical. Bases 1 to 882 code for a protein of 293 amino acids. Lineage: Eukaryota; Fungi; Ascomycota; Sordariomycetes; Hypocreales; Hypocreaceae. The record is from RefSeq and is a predicted model, not a curated record. Gene Ontology annotation, biological process: positive regulation of transcription from RNA polymerase II promoter by galactose. Gene Ontology annotation, cellular component: nucleus. Gene Ontology annotation, molecular function: RNA polymerase II cis-regulatory region sequence-specific DNA binding; zinc ion binding; DNA-binding transcription factor activity, RNA polymerase II-specific. The transcript is spliced from 4 exons.
AUGACUCGUUCGAAUGUCGGCGAUUCAAUUAAGGAAGUGGCCGGAAUUCAUCGCCAGACGUUGACUGAACGGCGAAACAGCCAACAUCGCAUCGGCGCUCGAUCGGUCAAAAUUCGACCAAAGAGGGCGCAAUACGUGGCCAACGCCUGUGAUACAUGUCGAGGACGCAGAGUCCGCUGCACCGGGCAGAAGCCCUGCGAGCGAUGCUCAAAGUUCGGUAUUCAUUGCGACUAUGGAGAUGGAAGUGCAUCUGCUUCAGUCACUGAAGUUAUUGAGACUACCAGUGAAAUUCAAAGGCUCAAGGACAGCGUAGCUGCUAUGCAAGGCAAGCUUAACUUGAUGUUCUUAAGCCUUGAAUCUAUUCAGAAGCAGACAAGUGUUCGACCGGAAUCUCAUAUCAAUGCAAACCUCGAGACCGAUAUGAUGAUACAUUCGCCGUCCUGGAAUUUCCCUUUACGCUCAGCCACGAUACCGUCCUCGAUAACAACAGCACAUGGUGCUCGCCGAAUAUCUCCAUCCCUAUCAUUUAAGGGAUUUAGAAGCUCUGAUACGAAUUUACAAUUGGUGCAGCGUUACCUUGAGGCGGUUCGGUUGUGUGAUCUCUACGAACGUGAAAUAGGAACGAUCUAUCCUAUAGUCGAGAUGAGAGAAGUGAAAGACAAUCUUGGUUCGCUGUAUAGUGCUUAUGAAGCUAUGAAGUAUUCGCCGGGGUCACAUAAGCCUGGUGUGCAAGUGCCAGAGAACAUGGUUGAUAGCGACGUUCAGACGUUGAAACUCAUUUUAGCGAUAACACUGCUAGCGGAGGGUGGCGGUCGACUACAAUGGCAGAAGCGAUGUGUCAAGAGGUUCAACAGCAGCUGGUUUUCCCAAUGGGACGGUUAG